ACUCUGUGCCCUUUAAUCACAGACCAUGUUCCGGAGGACCUAAGGGACCCAUUCUACACGGAUCAGUACGACCAGGAACACAUAAAGCCGCCCGUCACCCGGCUGCUGCUGUCGUGUGAGCUCUACUGUCGUGUCUGCACGCUCAUCCUCAAGACGGAGCAGGCAGUAUCCCUCCAGUCCCAUCUGUCCGUCAUCCAGGCUCUCUCCAGGAAGGGGAUUUAUGUGGUGGAGAGUGACGACACCCGAGUCACAGAGGGAGACCUGGCUUGUGUGCCCAUCAAGAUGAGUGCUCACAUGCCAAUGAUCGAUGCUCUGAUGAUGGCCUACACAGUGGAGAUAUUCAGCAUCGAGAAGGUAGUGGCUUCUGUAAAGCGCUUCUCCACCUUCAGUGCCUCCAAAGAGCUGCCAUUUGACCUGGAGGACGCUAUGGUCUUCUGGAUCAACAAGGUCAACAUGAAGAUGAGAGAGGUUACUGAAAGAGAACACAAGGUCAAACACCAUCCACUGGAGUCCCCCAGUCAUCAAAAGGUGCGGUAUCGUCGGGAGCAUCCCGCAGGCCAUCGCCUGAGCUUCCCACUUGUAGAGGACCUGAUGAGAGAUGUUUGCGAUGGAGCUGCUCUGCUAACUGUGGUGCACUACUACUGCCCAGACAUCAUGAAGCUGGAAGACAUCCACCUGAAGGAAGUGCCCUCUAUCGCUGAUAGCCUCUAUAACAUUCACCUGCUCAAAGAGUACGCCAAUGAGUAUCUAAAUAAAAGUUUCUGUCUGACCACGGAAGACAUGCUCUACUCACCGCUAGUGCUAAAGCACAAUGUGAUGGUGUUCAUUGCUGAACUCUUCUGGUUGUUUGAGACCGUCAAGCCGGAGUUUGUCCAGCCCAGAGAUCUGCAGGAAUUCAAAGACGCUCGGGCUGUGGCUCAGCCUAAAAGUGCCCGUCCUACAGUGCCCAUCUCCAAUGCCAAUAAGCGCAGCUUCCUGGUCAGUCCUACCGCGGCUGAUAACCAGAGCAGCCCUGAAGUCUGUAACAGGUACUUCCUGCAUCCUGAAGACCCCGACCCUCUUAAAGGUGGUCCAACCUUCAGCCCCUCCCACCCACUGCUGCCCGUGGGACAGAGGCAACAGAGGCAGCAAGGAGAUGAAUCUGCUGGCCUGAGAAACCGUUCAAACUCCCUGACACAGGUGGAUGGUCAACCACGAGCAUACGUUACUGCAUGGCCGGACAAGAGGCAGAGACCAGUGUCCACACUCAGCCCCUUCAUGUUACAUGUUACAGCCACAGACAAUGAUGCUGACAUGGCCUCUGGUGACAGUGUCAGUCUUGCCCGCUCCAUAAGUAAGGACAGUCUGGUGUCCAACAUUACUAACAGCACCCUGAAACACCAGGCCACCGUCCACCAGUGCUUACAGGGCACAGUGCGUAAAGUCAACGGUCACAGCCUGCUGGGAAACGUCGAAGACGAGGACGAUACUCUGGUGGCAGCAGCCAGGGCCGAUUGUGUUGCCGUGCCUAAACAGACUGACGCAACCCGAAUAGCUGCGGCAGGAGGAUCCAAACCGUACACUGAGCCCAAAGCUGCCUCAGAUAGUUUUUACCUAGAACCACUGAUGCCUGCCCAGCUGAAAACUGCUAAAGAAAAGUCUGUUUGUCUAAACAAGGAGGAGGAGAGCGGGGAGGGACCCCGGUCUUCAGGACGCGACUUCUUACAGCGAGGAGAUGGAUCUGCAUCAGUUGUCCGUAAAAAAACACCCUCCAACCUAAACCAGACAUUUACCCCUUCACGUGAGGAGGCAGAUUCAGAGGAGCCACCUCAUGGUCCUGCAGGAUUUAGGCCCACAUCAACGUCCACCUCUUCGAUAGAGCCCGCUGGAGGGUUCUACCUACAUGUAGACACGGACCAGCCAUCACCAGUCCAGGAUCUGGAUGCUGAGCUGCAAGACCUAGAUGAGGUAGAAGAGGAUUUGGAUGAAGCUGUUCCAACUAAAGAGGCCAACUGGCCCCGCAAAGCUUUCAAUGGGAAAGACGAAGAAGAAUCAGCUAAACUCAAAGAUGACAUGAAUGUUAAAGAGCACGAGGACAAAGACAUGAACAAUGGCAGCGGUCCCUCCAGCCCCUGUCUCAGCACGUACUCGCAGGCCAGCAGCAUGACCAGCAACAUUGUGCGCAUGACCUCCUUUGCCGAACGCAAAUACCAACAACAGCGGUUCGGCAGCAACCAAGACCUACGCUCCAGUGCCUCCAGCUCCCAAAGAACCACA
Cynoglossus semilaevis (tongue sole) is the source of this 2256-nucleotide messenger RNA. RefSeq names its product calmodulin-regulated spectrin-associated protein 1-B-like. The record is from RefSeq and is a predicted model, not a curated record. Gene Ontology annotation, cellular component: microtubule minus-end. Lineage: Eukaryota; Metazoa; Chordata; Actinopteri; Pleuronectiformes; Cynoglossidae. The annotation marks the transcript as partial. Gene Ontology annotation, molecular function: calmodulin binding; microtubule minus-end binding. The transcript has 10 exons. Gene Ontology annotation, biological process: negative regulation of microtubule depolymerization; cytoplasmic microtubule organization.